Molecule: messenger RNA, 669 nt
Organism: Lichtheimia ornata
Lineage: Eukaryota; Fungi; Mucoromycota; Mucoromycetes; Mucorales; Lichtheimiaceae
Product: septum formation protein Maf
Exons: 5
Coding region: 1-669 (222 amino acids)
Molecular function (GO): nucleoside triphosphate diphosphatase activity
Source: RefSeq, a predicted model, not a curated record
AUGAUUGACUUGUCCUGGUUGCCGAAUGUUUCCAACAAAAAGAUCGUCUUGGCUUCAGCAUCGCCACGAAGACGAGAGCUCUUGAGUCAAAUGGGAGUCAAGUUUGAAGUCGUACCAACCCGUGCGGAUGAUUGUGUUGAUCCUUUUGAGUAUCGACUUGCUCAAUCGUAUGUGAGUGAAACGGCUGAAAUGAAGGCUCAAGAAGUAUGGGAACGUUGCCAGAAUGAUCCUUCACUACCGGAUGCGGAUAUCGUGAUCGCAGCAGAUACAGUUAUCAAUGCCAGCCCUAGACAUUGUGAUAUUCUUAACAAGCCAAAGCAUGCCGAUCAAGCCGAGAUGAUGCUCACCGCUCUCAGCGGCAAAGAGCACCAGGUUUUAACGGGAGUUCAUAUCAUUUUCUCAGACAAGAGUUGGCAUGGACAUUAUCGUGAACAACACUUUGUGGAGGGCACCAUGGUCAAGUUUGCCGAAAUUGAUCCAGGAUUGAUGAAAGCAUACAUCGCAUCGGGUGAACCCUUUGACAAGGCUGGCGGAUAUGGAAUUCAAGGACCUGCUGCCAUGUUUAUUGAAUCGAUUGAAGGGGAUUAUUACAAUGUGGUGGGGUUACCUAUUCAUCGACUCUAUCAGGAAUUAAGAGAUAUAGAACAAGUUUAUCAAAGACUACAUUAA